Molecule: messenger RNA, 1812 nt
Organism: Selaginella moellendorffii
Lineage: Eukaryota; Viridiplantae; Streptophyta; Lycopodiopsida; Selaginellales; Selaginellaceae
Product: aspartic proteinase-like protein 2
Exons: 10
Coding region: 190-1716 (508 amino acids)
Biological process (GO): proteolysis
Molecular function (GO): aspartic-type endopeptidase activity
Source: RefSeq, a predicted model, not a curated record
AGUUUGUAGCUAGGACGCAUCGCGCCGGCGGCAGCAACGCUGCUAGGUCAGGGCGCGGGGCUGCUAGGACGCCGGCAUUUCUUCCCUGUGGAUUCCUUGCGCCAGGGUUGUUCUCGCUUCGAUAGAUCCGCAGGGUUUGGUUUUCUUCCAGGAUUCGAUUCUCCUUUUCUUCUCGUCUAUCGAUCGGCGAUGGAGCUGAGGAGCAGCGGCUGCCCCGGAUUAUGGACGCGGAUUUUGGUGCUGUGCUCGCUCCUCGCGAUUGUUUGCGGUGAGGCUCCCGCCGGCGCGGGAAUUUUGCGGCUCACACAUAGGUAUUCCGACCGGGAAGGAUCGAGCAGGGAGAGGGAUGGGGGCGGCGGAGGGAUGAGCAAGGAGCAUUUCCAGCUGCUGCUGGAUCACGACCGCGGGCGCAGGGGUCGAUUCCUCGCCGAGGGGGUGGACUUUUCUCUCGGAGGCACCGCCGAUCCUCUCUCCGGAGGGCUUUACUUCACGCAAGUCGGUCUUGGAAAUCCCGUAAAGCACUACAUUGUCCAAGUCGACACCGGCAGCGAUGUCUUGUGGGUGAAUUGUAGGCCGUGCUCGGGAUGCCCACGAAAAAGUGCGCUCAACAUACCUUUGACGAUGUAUGAUCCUCGAGAGUCAUCGACGACGUCUUUGGUUUCGUGCUCCGAUCCUCUGUGCGUGAGAGGGCGGCGAUUUGCCGAAGCUCAGUGCUCGCAAACCACCAACAAUUGUGAGUAUAUAUUUUCUUACGGGGACGGGAGCACGUCCGAGGGGUAUUACGUGCGGGACGCGAUGCAGUACAACGUUAUUAGUAGCAAUGGAUUGGCAAACACAACGUCGCAAGUCCUGUUCGGGUGUAGCAUCAGGCAAACAGGCGAUCUCUCGACGUCGCAGCAGGCUGUUGAUGGGAUAAUCGGGUUUGGCCAGCUUGAGCUAUCCGUGCCAAAUCAAUUAGCGGCUCAGCAAAACAUUCCUCGAGUGUUCUCACACUGUUUGGAGGGGGAGAAACGGGGAGGAGGCAUUCUUGUCAUUGGCGGCAUCGCGGAACCUGGAAUGACUUACACGCCUCUCGUUCCGGAUUCGGUCCAUUACAACGUCGUUUUACGUGGGAUAUCGGUGAACUCCAACAGGCUACCCAUUGACGCAGAGGAUUUCUCAUCAACGAACGAUACUGGAGUGAUCAUGGAUAGUGGAACUACUCUUGCGUAUUUCCCUAGCGGUGCUUACAACGUCUUCGUCCAGGCAAUUCGAGAGGCAACCUCUGCAACCCCGGUUCGUGUCCAAGGAAUGGAUACUCAAUGCUUUCUCGUGUCCGGAAGAUUGAGCGACUUGUUUCCAAAUGUCACUUUGAAUUUCGAAGGAGGAGCCAUGGAGUUGCAACCAGACAACUAUCUUAUGUGGGGAGGAACUGCACCGACUGGAACAACGGACGUGUGGUGCAUUGGGUGGCAAUCAUCGAGCUCCUCGGCUGGGCCCAAGGACGGAAGCCAGCUUACAAUCCUAGGAGAUAUCGUGUUGAAAGAUAAGCUCGUCGUCUACGAUCUGGACAACUCGCGCAUUGGCUGGAUGAGUUACAACUGCUCGGACGAAGUAAAAGUUGCUGGUCAUGCGGUCAUAGCCUCGCAUCUCGACUCCAACGCCGCCAUUUCGACAAAACCAUCCAGAGUUGUGAUAUUCUUACUUGUUUUCAUCCUCUCGGUGUGUAUACAUUGAUUUCUCUUUGGGAAAAAGCAUACACAGGCACCAUACAAUGGAGAGAAUGUUUCUCCCAUUUUGGUACAUUUGUAAAAGCAAGUGAUUGAUUGAUUU